Molecule: messenger RNA, 1461 nt
Organism: Annulohypoxylon maeteangense
Lineage: Eukaryota; Fungi; Ascomycota; Sordariomycetes; Xylariales; Hypoxylaceae
Product: nitrilotriacetate monooxygenase component A
Exons: 4
Coding region: 1-1461 (486 amino acids)
Molecular function (GO): oxidoreductase activity, acting on paired donors, with incorporation or reduction of molecular oxygen; monooxygenase activity
Source: RefSeq, a predicted model, not a curated record
AUGGCUUCCCCAGGGGAAAAGAAGCAGAUUUUCCUCAAUGCAUUUGAUAUGUCCACCAUUGGUCACCUCUCCCCUGGUCAAUGGAAGAACCCCGUCGAUAAAUCAGCUACAAAGCGCAAACUUGAAUAUUGGAUAGAACUAGCAAAACUGCUAGACAGAGGAGGAUUCAAUGCUUUGUUCCUCGCCGAUACAUACGGAGGCUAUGAUACGUAUGAGGGGAGCUUGGACAACUGUAUCAGACGAGCUGCACAAUGGCCGGUGACUGAUCCCACCAUACCGAUCACGGCGAUGGCAGCAGUGACGAAAAAUCUAUCUUUCGCCAUUACCGCGUCAACUUCUUUCGAGCCCCCUUUUCUGCUAGCUAAGCGAUUUUCCACCCUCGAUCACUUUACAGGUGGUCGUUUUGGGUGGAACAUCGUGACCUCGUGGAAAAAAGCGGCUUUCAAAGCCAUUGGUCUUGAGAAUCCCAUCGAGCACGAUGAGCGGUACCGUCAAGCCGACGAGUAUCUAAAGGUGCUAUACAAGCUCUGGGAGGGAUCGUGGGCAGACGACGCAAUAUCCCCCGAUCCGGAGAACGACAGCUACGCGGACCCGGACAAGAUCCGCACCAUCAACCAUAAGGGGAAAUACUUCUCGCUGAACACGCGCCACAUCGUCGACCCGUCUCCGCAACGGACUCCCUUCCUCUUCCAAGCCGGGACCUCCGCCGCGGGCUCCGAAUUCGCCGCCACGCACGCCGAAGCGAUCUUCGUAUCAUCGCACUCCCCCGCCAUCCUGCGGCCCAAAAUCACCAAGAUCCGCGAGCUCGCCGCGGCCAAAGGCCGGGACCCGCAGUCUCUGAAGUUCUUCGCGACAUACACUCCCAUAAUCGGGCGAACCGACGAAGAAGCGCGGGCGAAGUACGCAGAGCUGCAGAAGUACACGUCAGUGGUCGGGGGGCUAGUCCUCGUGAGCGGAUGGACGGGGAUCGACCUGUCGAAGAUCCCGCUGGACCAGGAAGUGUCGGCGGCGGACUCGCUGGAGGCUCAUAAAGUGCGCAGCAUCCUCGACGCGUUCACGACGACGAGCGAGGACAUCCCGCAGUGGACGCCCCGCGUGAUCGCGCAGAAGGCGUCGAUUGGCGGGCUAGGACAUAUCGCCGUGGGAAGCCCGCAGACGGUGGCGGAUGAUAUGGAGAGGUGGGUAAGGGAGGGCGAUUUGGAUGGGUUUAAUAUCGGGUAUGUUACGACCCCUGGGACGUUCGAGGAGGUUGUCGAGCUUUUGAUUCCGGAGUUGAGGAGGCGGGGGGUUUACCCUGAGCCAGCCGAGGAGGGGGAGAGGUUGACGGCGAGAGAGAGGGUUUAUGGAAAGGGGCAGAGUGGGUUGAGGGAUGAUCAUGUUGGGGCUACGUAUAAGUAUGAUCGGUAUCAGGAGGAUCCGCCGUAUGUUGAGGAUGAAGCUGUGAAGGAGGGGGAGAAAUGA